GUUAAAUUUAUCGCCGCCGCUGAGACCGCCGCUUAAGGCCCGUCUCCUCCGCAAUCUCCAUAACCAAAACCACCCUCAUCGCCUGAUGGGGAGAACUAAGGAGCAGGCAUCGUUCACUCGGUUUCCACCCUGUCCUAGGAAUCCUGAUAAACUCAAAGAUAUAAACAAAGCACUCCAGGAAAAGGGAUAUGGUAAGGCUCUGAAAAGAAAACCUUGGAAGGGUGUGACUUGCCCUGUCUGUCUUGAGGUUCCUCACAACUCGGUCGUCCUCCUUUGCUCAUCUUACCACAAAGGAUGCCGUCCUUACAUGUGUGCCACGGGAAACCGUUUCUCAAAUUGUCUAGAGCAGUACAAAAAGGCCUAUGCAAAGGAUGAGAAAAGUGACAAACCGCCAGAGCUAUUGUGCCCGCUUUGUAGGGGUCAGGUGAAAGGUUGGACUGUUGUGGAAAAGGAACGGAAGUAUCUGAAUUCUAAGAAAAGGUCAUGCAUGAAAGAUAAGUGUUUGUUUUAUGGAAGCUAUAGACAGCUCAAGAAGCAUGUUAAGGAGGUUCAUCCGAGAGCCAAACCAAGAGCCAUAGACCCUGUGCUGGAGGCGAAAUGGAAGAAGCUCGAGGUUGAGAGGGAGAGGAGUGAUGUAAUCAGCACAGUCAUGGCGUCAACACCUGGGGCUAUGGUAUUUGGAGACUAUGUGAUUGAGCCAUACAAUAAUGCUUAUGGUCAUCAUGAUGACAGUUAUGAAGAUGACAGUGAGUCGGAUGAUGAAAUGGAAGGUGGGUUAUUCGAGCUUGGAUCAUUCGACAUUGGCCGUCUUCAACCGCGUACGGCUGCCGUCUCAAGCCGGGGAAUUCGCAGUAUGAUCAUAAGGAACCGGUGGGUUCGAAGCAGAGGUGUGAGCAGAAGGCGGCAAACACAAGAUUGAUGAUUGAUGAUUGAUGAUUGAUGAUUGGAAGCUUGGAAAGCGGAUGAUUCUUCACCGUCUGACCAAGUUAACCUCCGAGCUCUAUAUAGCGGCGGAGGGGAAGGCGAGUGGGAACAAAACAAAGGAUUGUUGAUUAAAGUUUUUAGUUAGCG
Molecule: messenger RNA, 1071 nt
Organism: Arabidopsis arenosa
Lineage: Eukaryota; Viridiplantae; Streptophyta; Magnoliopsida; Brassicales; Brassicaceae
Source: the annotation of a GenBank genome assembly